AUGGACAAAGUUGCCGUGAUGAAGUCUGACACUUUGCUCUGUUUGGAGGACAACAGGCGAGCAGAGGACAGGAGCAGGUUGAACUGUGUAGAAUUACCUCAGAGCAAUUUCACAGACGGACAGAACACAGACCUGCUGCAAUGUCAGGACGACACUCAAAACAGCUCUACUGUCAAAUACGGAAGAUGUGGGUCUCGUCUGGGUGGGGUCAAAGUUCGCCACAAGAGACAGGUGCUGCAGGACAUGGCCCGACCCCUGAAACAUUGGCUGUACAAACACAGAGACAACCCUUAUCCCACCAAAACCGAGAAGGUGCUGCUGGCUCUGGGCUCACACAUGACACUCGUACAGGUUUCCAACUGGUUUGCAAAUGCCCGGCGAAGGCUGAAAAACACAGUGAGACAGCCAGACCUGAGCUGGGCCCUGAGGAUCAAACUUUAUAAUAAGUACAUCCAGGGAAACGCUGAGCGGUUGAGCGUGUGCAGUGACGACACCGACUCAGAUGAUGAAGAGUGUCCCUUACAAACUCCCAUCAGCCAGUCAAACUAUGGCCGGUCGUCCUCUCACAAGAGCGUGCUUGAGAAACAGGGCAGCGUCCUCGCCAUGGCUGACUCCGUCAACAGUGACGACAGCACGUCGCCCCCAUCCAAAUACAAGAGCGGUUUACUGAACCGCUAUCUAAACGACACCCUGCGGCACAUGAUGGCAGCGAAAGCUGAUGGCGUCACCACCUCCCGUAAGAGGAGGAGUCACUCCGAAUCGUUCAGCUCCAACGAAUGUGAUCGAGAUGUCGUGUCUCCGGCGUCGUCCUACGAGACCGAGACAAACUUCGUCUACCACAUGGAUACUAUGGACUACACUCCAACCAACUGUGACAGGGACCAGCAGCAGGAGCGCGGCCAGCAGAGACGAGACGUCCAAGGCUGGAGGGAGAUCCACGCCGCUGUGGCUCUGACCAACUUGGCCCAAGGGCAGAGCCACGCGGGCGACAGAGGCAGUGUUACCGUGCCAAUCGCUGCCAAAGGGCAGAGCUGCACCCGAGAUCCCUUCUCUAUAGCAAGAACAGCUAUCAUAGACAGGACAUGUGUUGCAGGAGCCACCUCUACUCUGAGGCAGAGCUGCACCACAGGGCCCAUUCUCACCAGCCGCAUAAUCCAGAAGUCCUCUCAUAUCGCGGAGGUCCAGACUGUCAAAAUGACCCUGGCAAACAGCGUGUAG
Molecule: messenger RNA, 1218 nt
Organism: Paralichthys olivaceus (Japanese flounder)
Lineage: Eukaryota; Metazoa; Chordata; Actinopteri; Pleuronectiformes; Paralichthyidae
Product: homeobox protein Mohawk-like
Biological process (GO): muscle organ development; regulation of transcription by RNA polymerase II; cell development
Cellular component (GO): nucleus
Molecular function (GO): RNA polymerase II cis-regulatory region sequence-specific DNA binding; DNA-binding transcription factor activity, RNA polymerase II-specific
Source: RefSeq, a predicted model, not a curated record